Messenger RNA from Olea europaea var. sylvestris, 2316 nucleotides. RefSeq lists its product as uncharacterized. NCBI's taxonomy places the organism in Eukaryota, Viridiplantae, Streptophyta, Magnoliopsida, Lamiales, Oleaceae. Bases 1 to 2316 code for a protein of 771 amino acids. The transcript is spliced from 4 exons. Gene Ontology annotation, molecular function: nucleic acid binding. Gene Ontology annotation, biological process: DNA integration. The record is from RefSeq and is a predicted model, not a curated record.
AUGCCGUUUGGACUAUCCAAUACACCGAGCACAUUCAUGCUGGUGAUGAACCAAGCCCUUCGACGGUUUAUUGGUAAGUACGUUGUUGUAUACUUCGAUGACAUAUUGGUGUACAGUGGGUCGGAGGAGUCUCAUGGUGUGCAUCUAAGGGAAGUCCUUACUGUUUUACGCAAGGAGAAGUUCUUUGCAGCCACUAAGAAGUGUGUGUUCUAUACCGAUAGUGUUUUAUUUUUGAGGUAUGUUGUGUCAACGGGUGGGGUAACGGUGGAUGCAGCUAAGGUUGAUGCGAUUUGGCAGUGGCUGUGUCCACAGUUAGUUUCUGAUGUGCGGAGUUUCCACAGUUUGGCGCCGUUUUAUCGACGAUUUAUUCAGCACUUCAACACCAUCAUGUCUCCCAUUACAGAGUGCAUGAAGGAGAGUAAGUUUCAGUGGACACCCGAGGCUGAGAAAGCGUUUUUGAUCAUUAAGGAGCGUCUGACUUCAGCCCCGAUACUUGCGUUGCCUGAUUUCACAAAACCUUUUGCAUUACAUUGUGAUGCCUCUAAAUUGGGUAUCGGAGCUGUCCUCGGUCAGGAAGGAAAACCAGUAGCUUAUUUCAGUCAGAAGUUGGUAGGGGCUCGUGGGAGGUAUAGCACUUACGACGCAGAGCUUUAUGCUAUUGUUCAGGCCAUUCGCCAUUGGCGACAUUAUCUGUUUCAGCGAGAAUUUGCCUUAUACAGUGAUCAUGAAGCCCUCAAGCAUUUGUCAAGCCAGGAAUCUAUAUCUGCCUGUCAUGCAUCAUGGGUUGCCUUUUUGCAGCAGUUCAACUUUGUCAUUAAACAUCAGGCUGGUUCUUCUAAUCGUUUAGCAGAUGCGCUCAGUCGGCGGCAUGGUUUACUGCAGGGGCCCCAUUUCUGUUUUCUGUUAGAGGACGGGUAUAUGUUUAGAGGUGUUCAGUUGUGUAUACGAGAUUGUAGCCUUCAUCUGAAAUUGAUUGAGGAGUUUCAUAGUGAAGGUCAUGUUGGGCGAGAUCGUACUUUGGCUUUGAUUAGCGCUUCAUUUUUCUGGCCUACUAUGAAUCGUGAAGUGGAGAAGUUUGUCUCACGAUGCAGGAUGUGCCACGUGGCAAAGGGGAAAGCCAUAAACGCUGGUCUUUAUCGACCCUUACCAGUGACUUCAGCUCCGUGGAUUGAUAUUAGCAUGGACUUUGUCCUGGGUUUACCGCGCACACAACGUGGUAAUGAUUCCAUCUUUGUGGUGGUAGAUCGUUUUUCUAAAAUGGUGCACUUCAUUCCCUGCAAGCGCACCACUGAUGCUAUCAAGGUUUCUCAGCUAUUUUUUAGAGAGAUUUAUCGGUCGCAUGGGUUGCCCACUUCCAUCGUGUCUGACAGAGACACGAGGUUCAUCGAUCACUUUUGGUGGAGUUUAUGGAAGUCAGUUAACACGUCGCUCAAUUUUAGUAGUGCUUAUCACCCUCAAACUGAUGGGCAAACAGAGGUAGUUAAUCAUUCUUUGGGUGACUUGUUGUGGUGCUUAGUUGGGGAUAAUCCACGCUCAUGGGAUCAGCAGCUUAGCCAGGCAGAGUUUGCGUAUAAUCAUGCUAGAAAUAGAAGCACCGGUUUCAGUCCAUUCCAAGUUGUGUAUAGUAUUCUGCCCCGCAGCCCUAUUGAUUUAUUGACUCUGCCCUCUAAGACUCGGCUGCAUGGGACAGCUGUUGACUUUGUUCGUAGUUUGCAACAAGUUCACGAGGAAACACGAGCUAAUCUGCUAGAGUCCAACCGUAAGUAUAAAGAGGCGGCUGAUCGGCAUCGACGUCCUGUUGAGUUUGACGUUGGGGAUUAUGUUUGGGCGGUACUGACUAAAGAUCGAGUGCCAUCUCAUGAGCAUUCGAAGUUAUCACCUCGUACCAUUGGUCCAGUGGAAAUUGUGGAGAAGAUCAACCCCAGCACCUAUCGCCUUCGACUUCCUUCCUAUAUACGGACUUCUGAUGUGUUUAAUGUAAAGCAUCUUUUGCCAUACCAUGGAGACAACGUGGGAGAUAGUGCUAUCGGUUCUGAUUCGAGGGCGAAUCCCAUUGAUCUCGGGGAGAAUGAUGAGGUUUAUGUGGAGGAACAGGCAUUGGCAUACAUGGAACGGUUGGAUGGUCGGCUUUCAAAGAAAUUGAUCAUUUGUUAUUUCCAUUUUGUAGCUCAGCCCAUUUUGGGACUGCUGGCCAAUACGCCAGACACAAUUGAAACUACCAAUUCUCUGACCUCCUUACUGUAUCAACCAAAGCUCUCCUGGAUUCUGCAGAUCUACGCCGAAAUCCCAGCCUUGAAUAUCUUCAACCUCUCGUGA